This is a messenger RNA of Pocillopora meandrina, 5416 nucleotides long. Lineage: Eukaryota; Metazoa; Cnidaria; Anthozoa; Scleractinia; Pocilloporidae. The record is from the annotation of a GenBank genome assembly.
ACAGCUGCAAGUCCCAACAACAGAUGUUGGCCAGGAAACAUUGACAACGACAACCUCAUCUUAAGUGGCCUUAAUGGAACGUUUGAGAGUCCAAGAGAUGCUUAUAAUUACUCCCAAUAUAAUCCAGGAAUGAGCUGUAACUGGUUCAUUACAGUACCAGAAGGGAACAUUGUAAAACUCAGCUUCGAGCUAUUCGAUAUGGAGUCUGUGGCUGCAGGUUUUCCUUUAUGGCGUUGCUAUGGUGAUUAUGUAGAGGUACUAGACGUGUACGGAAGUGGAAGAAAGUUCUGUGGUGAGUCAAAUCCAGGGAUAAUCCGCUCGAGAAGUCGGUACAUGUGGGUGCGAUUCAGAUCAGAUUCCUCCUCCUCCUCGCAUCGAUAUCAUAAAGGGUUUAAGGCUAAUUUCACUGCAGAGAAUAAACUCAGUAAGUCAAUUAGUGUGCCACUAUGGAAAUUAAGCCAUUUGGAUGGAUGAAGGAGGCCCUUUUUUUUUGUUUAGUCAACAUAAGUUAUCUCCUCUCUUGAGUCAAGAACUUUUCUUCUUCAAAGCACUUUUUUUUUUUUUUUCUUAAACGAGGUCCAUUUCUUGAGAGAAAGUUCCUUGCAUUUGCCCUAUUUUCAUGCUGAUGGUAGGGUGGUUUUCUCCUCUCUCUAGAGAGAUUUCACCACCUCAGCAUAAGUCAUCAUCAGAGCCAAGUAAAGAUUAUUGUCUGUUGAAUUUCAUGAGUCUGGUUCUUGUGUUAUGAUUGGUCAAUUUUGCCGUGAUCUUAUUGGCUGUGAGACUCAAAUGACGUAAGGUUGAUGUGAUUGGUCAGUUUGUUGUGUUGGUAAUAUUUGGUCGUUCUAUUAAAUUUAUUUGUGGUGUAGUCGUUGAAAUUUGGCAUGGGAUUCUGUUCCAAUGGAGUGAACCAGCUUUCCAGAAACUUUCAUCUAUAGCGUUACAGCAUUGCACUCUGAAACGUUAGUCAGUACUAUGAACAAUGGUCCUUCUCAGGACUUUUCUCACAUUGUUACUCCUGGGUGCAAACCAUUCGUUGUAUUUGUACCUUUUAGUUUGUCCUCGCUACGGUGAAGCACUUGCUGCUUCUAUAUCAGAUGAGAAGACACUGACGAGUCCAGGCUAUCCUCUCUUGCCUCCUGCCAGUUUGUUUUCAUGGUGGUGCAAAUGGAUACUCAAAGUACCGGAUGACCUUUCCACUGGUGGAGCAUAUGUUUUGAAAGUUACAUUUAAUCACUUCAAUCUGCAAAAAAGUUAUGAUAGACUCACUUUUUAUGAUGGUAUCGAUUCAUCAUACAAGCGUCUUGGAAAAUCAUAUACCGGAACGGUCCAUCCUGAUGUGAUUUAUUCCACAGGACGCCACAUGUUUGUUGAUUUUUCUGUGGGAGAGAAAUACUUAUUGGAAGCAGGCAGUUUUAGUUUAAACUUUUCAGCCGUGGUCAGAGGUAACGUUAUUUGGGCAUUCUUGGGUUUACUCUGAAACUCAGUUGGCCUAAGGGGCUUAGGGAGGGGAGGGUGAGGAAAUGGGAUCGUUUAAGUUUUUCUUGCGUAAGUUUGCGGAGUUUGUCUUUCCGUGGUUUGACUAUUGAAGCCUUACAGGUGUUGAAAAUGUACUGCAAGGCGUAGGGGGAAAGUCUGAUGGCAUUAUUUACAACACCAUGAUCUGUGGAAAGAGUCACUUUCCUAUGUCUCACAUAUUUUGGUGAAGAAGACAAACGUACUAUAGAAGCACUCAGCUCUUUAUCAAUUGUUUCCCGGCGGGGGGGGGGGGGGGGAACGAAUAAAUUAUACCGGAAUAACGAUGUGUGAAGUUGGUAAAUAUUGACAAGGAUUGCAAAUUAAUGUCUGAAAUCGAGCUGCAACGUUCUUAUUGAUGCAUUCAUUUGCAGAGGAAGCCUUUGGAGCAUGCCAAUCGUCAGAAGGGAAUGCCGAACAUAUUCGCUUCACUGGUUCCUCUGGUACCCUCUUCUCCCCAUUCUAUCCUACUCCUUAUCCGAGAAAAGUCACUUGUAUUUGGGUGAUUUCCGUUCCUGCUAACAAAAGAGUGAAGCUAACAUUUGAUAAAUUUAAUCUUGAUCGGGAGGACAACGUGCGAAUACUUGAUGGGCAAAAGUCGGGGAGUGAAGAGGUAGCUGUUUACUACGGAUACAACUUGUUUAGUAGGGAGUCAGCGGUGUACUCGACUGGGGGGUACAUGCGGAUAAAGUUUCAAUCCAGUCAGGACUCUUGGAAUCAUACUGGAUUUAAAGCACGUUUUGAGGCUGUGGAACCGCGUAAGUACAUUAUGAUUUUAUUUAUCAACAGACCAAUGAUUUUUAAAGCGUAAAGCUUGUUCGUUACCUUGGUCAAUGUUUUUGAUUUGUCGUGAAAAAGCGGGAGCAAGUUGGGAUUUAUCGCUGAUCCUCGCUUUCCUGGUGCUUAGGUGCGCCUUCCACAUCAACUGUGGGGUUAAAUAGGUAAUUUCAGAGAUGGUUAUCAUUGGAAAAUUAAAGGGGAAAAGGCUUGAAGUACCACUGAUUAUGACAUCUCCAAGAGUUUUUGUUCCUAAUGACACUUUUGCUCGAAUUGCAAAUUGGGACGGUAAGGUAUUAUGAAUAGUGACUAAAAAAAUAAGUUUCUAGAAAUUUCUAGAAUGCCUAGUCACGCUGACAUGCAUACACGAACUUUCCACUGUCAUACCAUGGAACUUUCGAGAAAAAUAUAUUAGAUUAUGAAGUUAUGGUGGAAGACUUUUAAAACAGUUGUUUUGUAAGCUUUGGAAAUGUCCUGGAAUGCUUUGUAAAUGUAUCUAAGGACUCAGUCGUUUAGUAUUAGUAGUUGUUCUUGUUGGGAGUACCCGUCUGGAAAGCUAUACCGAGAGAGAUAGAGGGAGAGAGAGAUGCAGUGGAAGAUUGUUCAUUUCAAAAAGAUUUGGAGGCAGUGAGUGUGUGUCAGUGGUAAACUAAGAUAUAGUCCAUAAUGGGCUCAAGUAAGUUUUUUAGAAGAUAACUAUUGUAAUACCCACAUGGUAUUACAAUAGUAAGAUCCAUUACACGUUGUUUAAUAAAGUAGCUGAGUUUGUAGGAGUAUAGAAUCUUCUUUCGGUUAAAUUAUAUCGUAGGAAAAAAAACAUUUAAGCUUGGUUGUCUCGAAGUUUUCCUCUGUAACUGAAUUUAGUCCAUGGCCCUGGAUCAAGACUGUUUCCAGAGUAUCUUUGUAUUCCUCUUUUCACUUUGAAUUUAUCAAAUAUGUGGUGAAUAACUUGAAUCUCUGAGGACGCUGUACCACUUCAUUAAAAAAUUAUGUUUCGUUAUCACCUUCGGUGUUGCCAGUCGGGCCGUAGUAUUCAUAUAAGUAUUUUAAAGCUCAAAAGGGUUUAAACUCUGUAGAGAGCCUGCCAAAGACUUCCCUGAAAAAUGGUAGGUUAAUUUGUGUGAUGCAUCUUUCUUCCCAGCCGGAAGUUCCGAGCAGAGAUGUUUUCCGGGCAACAUUUACAACAACAACCUGACAUUAUCUGGUUACAGUGGAACUCUUCAAAGCCCAGAGGGAGGAGAAGGGUAUCUCUCUCACUCCAGCUGUAAUUGGCUCAUAGCUGUACCAGAAGGGUACUUUGUGAAACUUAGCUUUGACACCUUUCAAAUGGUUCAAGAUGGCAUCUCGGGAGGAUGUGAUGCAGAUUAUGUAGAAGUUGUCGAUGGGAAGUACAUCGAUGGUGAGAGCGAAGGAAAAAUGUGCGGUUUUGGUACCCCCUAUAACACCACCUCUACCGGUCGUUACAUGAUGGUUCUUUUCAGGUCUGGUCCAAUCAGAUCAUCUUUCAUGGGAUUCAAAGCAACAUUUACAGCGCUUCAUGAACCAACAAGUAAGUGAAAGCAUUCCUAUUUCUUCGUUUUCGGGGAAGUCGGUGUCUCCCCUUAAACACCUUGCCGCUCAUUCGUAACAUCCCUCAUUUCCAAUCAGCCAAAGAAAUUUUAUCUCAAAACAUUUUGAAAUUAGGUGGUAGAAAAGGCAAGUUCAAGGCAAGCGUGAAAAGCGCUCUUCAUCACGACUGAUUUGACAGGGUGUUGUUUGACAAUACCUCAGAGGUUAUCAGCACGAGUGAAACAGAGUAAAUAAAACGAAACUGUUAUGUACUACCCCAUCAAAAUAAAAUAUUUUGAAUUUGGUUUGUGAUUUUUUAUGCCAUGUAAUUUCUGAAUGAUGACGCAAGAAUCAGGUAGAGUGGUCGAUAACUGACACAAUUUCAACUGGUUUUGAACUUGUGAUGAUCCACACGUAAGGCAUUCACGACUUGUUAAAGUAUGUUCUAAAAUGGUAUCUCAUUAUGCCAAGCAUGGCUUUCCGAUGUCUUUUAGCCGCCAUCUUGCCAUAAACAGUUACCUUUUUUUCACGUCAGAUUUUGAUAGGCUCGGUGGAACAGCCCCACCUGAAUCUCUCCGAAGCCAAUUCCCCUUCCCCUUCCCCCGUGGGAUCACUUCAAGGAAUUUACUUAAGAUUGUUUUCUGACUCCGUAGCGAAAACUAAAGCUGUAAAUUCCAGCGAGUUAUGUUACCCGGAUAACGUCCACAACUUUGAUUUGAGGUUGACCGGAUCAGAAGGGAUUCUAGAGAGUCCGUUGACCUACUACCCACCGGGUUUAUUUUGUGAAUGGCUCAUCACUGUACCCGAGGGACAAAGCGUUGAACUCAUCUUCGAGAGAUUUCAGUUGGAUCCUGGUUGCAGAGAUUAUGUGGAAGUUGGAGAUGGAAUGCCAUUGUCUGGCACAUCUUUGGGAACAUACUGUGGAACUACAAUUCCCGAAAACGUUCGUUCAAGUCACCGUAAUCGUUAUAUGAGGGUUGAGUUCUACUCUGCUACAGAUUAUGCGGGUAGAAAACCACACAGAGGAUUCAAAGCCACCUUCAAGGCCGUAUCAAGUUCAGGUUGUCUACCUUUGUUUUAAAAAUUAGAGGUUGAAUCUGUUGUAGCACGUCUCAUGCACCGUCAACACGACUAUCUUUUCAACGCCACGUGGAAACGACCCUUGCUUCAGAUAACUCUACUUGUUUGACUUUUGUUUCUCUUUUUCUCUUUAGAGUCUCCUGCUUGGAUGACAGCCAUUAUUGUAACUGUCGCAGUGUUUUUUGCACUGAUAUUCCUUUACGUUUGCUUGGCUAAACUAAUUAAAAGGCUAAACAGAGAGGCAGCGGAGAGGUUUCCAAUGGCUGUAGUAUCACGCCGUACUCCGUCUGAACCUGUUGACACCACAACCCCUCAAGUAAGUCACGCUCCAGUUUCAACAAACGCAGAUAUACCACCCCCUGAUUACCCAUACCCGUUAGAAUCGCCACCACCCUACCCUGGUAAGGAACAGAUUCCACAGUUUCCACCUCCAGGACAGUCGUAUCCAUGGCAACAAAGUACACCGGCUGAAGAAUCCGUUACCCAUGAGAAUUCGUGA